AUGACUGGUCAAAUCAACGGAUCUGUUUUGGAGCUGAGCUUUUUUCUGACCACAAGUAAAAUUGUACUUACUCUUUCUUUACAUCAACUCCAAACACUAAAUAUCGAAGCUUGGCUCAACACCAUCAAUUUUCUUUCAGUAGCAUACUUGAAGUUCUUGAUGAACGAGCCUGAAACAUUUAAUAUACCCGGUGGAUUCCCCGGUGGAAGUCAGUUUGAUAACACACAACCGAGGCAGCAGCUACUAUUCGACAGAGAUUCUGUUUCAACAUUAAGUACACCAAAGAAAUCAAAGGGAAAACAGGAAAAAAUUGUAACACCCUCAUCAUCUUCGUUCAAAUUUACAAACACUAAUGGUCGCCCACUUUAUCCUUCAUUUGCAACCUCCUCACCUGGAUCACCAUCCGAGAGACACACACCUAAGAUAGAUGACACUUUGACGGAUGGUAUAUGUGAGACAAGCUAUUGUAACAAGGAGAAUCAAUCAUUUGUGGAUGAAAUGGAGCAUUUGCAGAAAAAGCUUUUCUCAUCUAAGCUGAGCACCAAUGUGAUGAAUGAAUUCAGCCAUCGCUAUCAAAAACUUCGAGACGAGAACAUUGCAAACAUAGAGCGUUUGAAUAAUACUACAAGUAACGACGAGUUGAAGAGGAGGUCAUCUACACGGUAUUCGAGAGCUCACAAGUCCAGAUUCAACAAAAUGGAAUCAAUAAGCUCUCAUUAUGCUGCAAUCAGAGCUAAGCGUGAUAAACAGGAAGCACUAAGCAGAUCAGAUGCUAUUCCGAGGCUGAAGCGACAAACAAAUGCAACUGCCGUGAGGUCUAGGCCACAUAGAGCAGUUUUGGAAAUGCCCAAUGACAAUAUGGAGAAUCUCAACAGAACACCAGGUCAAAAGCAUAAUGCAAUGCAAAAAGUUGGCAGUGCUUCCAAGCGACAGAAGACGCCUACUGGAGACUUCAAAGAAGUUAUAGAUACUCCCACAAGGAAUAAACAAGAAAGGGAGAAGAUCCAGAAUACCCAUUUAGGCAGAUUGAAGAAAAAUGAGGCUUAUAAGACUACAUGCAAGCAGAGCGAUUCUGUAGCUGGGUACAAACCACCUCAAAGAAAUUUCAAAUUUCAGCCAUCACUAAAAGACAGUCUUGUUCCAAAACUUUUGUUUUCAAACAAGCAUGCAUCUGCCAGAGCAAGAACACCAGCAAAAUCUUCCUUUGAAAGAGAUGUUAGCUCUUUUAGUAAAGAAGUUAAAACGAAACCAACACCGCCUUUAUCAAAAAAGCAUCGUAUACCAUCAUAUUUACGCCCAACAAAGGCGUCCCUGCAGCGGGCAGUGUCCAACAAAGAGUUACUUGCACAGGACUCGAAAACUAAUUUGAAAUUCAACACGGAUAGCACACAUCAUUCAAACAAAUCAAAAAUUUCACCAUCAAGAGCUUGCUCUAAUUUACACUCUUUUCUUACAGAGCCUGGCUCGAAUUUUUCGCGUAAUACGAGCACACCGAUUCCAAGAUAUCCAACAUUGGGUUCCCAUUCAACGUUCAGCCAAAAUUUAAAAAACUAUAAAGACCUCACGGAAAGGCCACCGCUUUUUUCACAUCACCAAAUACCAAAAUCAAGGACUGUCUCCGGUAUUCCUAGAUUGGCAAAACCACGAACCUCUACCAUUCACAAGAGUCCUACCUCGUCCUCGAUAUGCAAGAAACCUUGGCAGUAUUGA
Brettanomyces bruxellensis is the source of this 1710-nucleotide messenger RNA. RefSeq lists its product as uncharacterized. NCBI's taxonomy places the organism in Eukaryota, Fungi, Ascomycota, Pichiomycetes, Pichiales, Pichiaceae. The record is from RefSeq and is a predicted model, not a curated record. The transcript has a single exon. Bases 1 to 1710 code for a protein of 569 amino acids.